Oncorhynchus nerka (sockeye salmon) is the source of this 711-nucleotide messenger RNA. RefSeq names its product RING finger protein unkempt homolog. Lineage: Eukaryota; Metazoa; Chordata; Actinopteri; Salmoniformes; Salmonidae. The record is from RefSeq and is a predicted model, not a curated record. The transcript has 3 exons. Bases 76 to 711 code for a protein of 211 amino acids.
UAUCUGGUUCAAUCUGUGGUACUGUAUCUUUGCUUACACUUCCUGGUACCAGGCGCAAGCGUACAACAGUGAAGAAUGCGGACUUCGUCGCACACUGGAUACAGGACGCGGGUAGGAAGGCUAGAAAAGGAAAAUUAUGUUGAAAACACAUACACAGCCCCCGUCCUCGUCGGUGAUUACGAUCACCGGUGGACCUUCCUCCUCCUCGCCCGCAGGAGGCACGACGUCUCCGCCAACGUCCUGCACGUACAGCCUGAGAAACGUCAACACUACACGUAUCUGAAGGAGUUCAGGACAGAACAGUGUCCUCUGUUCGUGCAGCACAAGUGUACCCAGCACCGACCCUUUUCCUGCUUCCAUUGGCACUUCCUGAACCAGCGGCGCCGCAGACCCAUCCGCAGGCGGGACGGAACCUUCAACUACAGUCCAGACGUCUACUGUACCAAACACACGAGAGCACCGGCACCUGCCCUGAUGCGGACGAAUGUCCGUUUCUGCAUGGUAAGGCGGUAUCACCUGAGGUACUAUAAGACGGGCUCCUGUAUCCACGAGACGGACGGGAAGGGCCACUGCGGUAGAACGGCUCCCACUGCGCCUUCGCACACGGAUCACAUGACCUCGAUGUCCCGUCUGACGUCGGGUAGAGUGGAGACGUCAUACAAAUAUAAUGACCCAAAGUCGGAGACGGGGUCUCUCAAUCUUGUAGUCUAG